Daldinia caldariorum is the source of this 1048-nucleotide messenger RNA. RefSeq names its product NAD(P)-binding protein. Gene Ontology annotation, molecular function: oxidoreductase activity. The record is from RefSeq and is a predicted model, not a curated record. The transcript is spliced from 4 exons. Lineage: Eukaryota; Fungi; Ascomycota; Sordariomycetes; Xylariales; Hypoxylaceae. The coding region runs from base 15 to 839 and encodes 274 amino acids.
CAUAGCAAUCGACGAUGAAUAUUAAUGGACAUGCACUAAUUGUCGGUGGGGGAAGUGGAAUUGGAGAGGCGUGCGCUUUUGCAUUCGCCCAAGAAGGCGCUGCUGGAAUCGUGGUCGCAGACAUCGAUCUCGAAGCUGCCGAGAGGGUCGUUAAAAAGAGCAGCGCUUCAGCUUUAACUGCUAACUUCAAAGCAAAGGCAGUGGAGGUCGAUGUAACAUCAGAUGACUCGGUGAAGCGUGCAAUCGAAGAAACAGUCGCCUUCUUUGGACGUAUUGACUACUGUGUCAAUUGUGCCGGUAUCGGCGUCCAAGCCGCAAAGGGAAUUUCCGAGGCGGAUGUCUCCGAAUUCGAACGCUUCAUGCGCGUCAACGCUACGGGCACCUUCCUAGUGACCCGCUACGUUUACGCAGCGAUGAAAUCUCAAGAGCUCACUGCUGCCUCUGCUCGGACCCCAAGCAAACGCGGAUCUACUAGGGGAUCGAUCGUAAACCUCGGUUCUCUCGCUUCGUACAUAUCGCAGCCUCACAUGGUUCAGUACACAGCGUCCAAACAUGCAGUUUUGGGCGUGACCAAGAACGCCGCGAUGGACAAUGCGGUACACGCCAUACGCGUGAAUUGUUUAUGCCCGUCCUGGGUGGAUACUCCGAUGGUGCAGCAGGCUAUGGACAGUGUGCCCGGGCUGAAGGAGAUGAUCGAGCGAGCGAUACCGAUUGGGCGGAUAGUGUGCCCGGAAGAAGUAGCCGAUGCAGCCAUCUUCUUAUGUAGCCCUAGGUCGAGUUACAUCACCGGCAGCAGCUUCAUUGUGGAUGGUGGUACUUCUUUAGCUAGCAAGCUUUAGCGUCCGCCUUUUCAGUAACCUACUACGGUGAAGGUUUUGCAAUCUGUGUGCAGUCCGUAGGAUUGAUGACCUGCAUCUAUCAGUCUGUUGUCCGGUUACACACAGGAGGAUUCGAUGUAGUGGUGGAUUCGGAGCCCAAUACUUCCGGAUAUUUCAUCAUAACUACAGCCUUGCUUAGGUCAAAUACAGAUACAGUGAACAGAUAGGGG